This is a messenger RNA of Odocoileus virginianus texanus, 1990 nucleotides long. It is a transcript of the gene STX19, whose product is annotated as syntaxin 19. Gene Ontology annotation, cellular component: presynaptic active zone membrane; SNARE complex; plasma membrane. The record is from RefSeq and is a predicted model, not a curated record. NCBI's taxonomy places the organism in Eukaryota, Metazoa, Chordata, Mammalia, Artiodactyla, Cervidae. Gene Ontology annotation, molecular function: SNAP receptor activity; SNARE binding. Gene Ontology annotation, biological process: synaptic vesicle fusion to presynaptic active zone membrane; intracellular protein transport; exocytosis.
CCUAAAAUAAGAUGGAAUUCAAUUAUUUUAACGUAAACUGAACAAAAAGCCUUCACCUAAGGUUCUUUUCAUUCCUACUUAUUCCAAAUUCCAACAAUUUAGCAAGGUUUCACACCUUUAGAAAACAAAGUAAUCUUUAAUUAUAAACGCCCUUUUUUGUGAGUAAUGUAUUUCAUAUACACUAUAGGACAGGAAUUUCAGAGCCUGUGCCAAGUUUUCUAUAGCAGACAGUUUAACAAGGACUUCCUGUUACCAACUAGCUCCAGUGAAAACAACCUUCCUUUAAUCUAAAGAACAGGCAGCUAACAGGCAGAACCGGAUUCUCCAGGUGUGAGGCAAGACUCCAACUACGCAGGUGGAAAAGCAACACAAACAAGCCAAAGGAACAAGACAAAGGAAAAAAGAGAAGAUGAAAGACCGACUUCAAGAACUGAAGCAACGAACAAAGGAAAUUGAGCUCUCUAAAGACAAGGAUGUGUCGGCUACAGAAGCAGAGGAACAAGGGGUGUUUCUGCAGCAAGCUGUUAUUUAUGAAAGAGAGCCUGUAGCUGAGAGACACCUACAUGAGAUCCAAAAACUACAGGAGAGCAUUAACCAUUUGACAGAUAAUGUUCAAAAAUUUGGGCAGCAACAGAAAAGUCUGGUGGCUUCAAUGAGGAGGUUCAGUUUAAUUAAGAGAGAAUCUAGCAUUGCGAAAGAGAUAAAAAUCCAAGCAGAACACAUUAACCGAGCUUUGGAUGAUUUAGUAAAAGAAGUUAAAAAGUCAGAGGAUGAAAGUGGUCCAUCAUCAGUGGUCACAAGGAUACUUAAAUUUCAGCAUGCUGCGAUGUUCCGCCAUUUUCAGCAAACUAUGUUUACAUACAAUGACACAAUAGCAGCAAAACAAGAGAAGUGCAGGACAUUUAUUUUCCGUCAGCUUGAAGUUGCUGGAAAAGAACUACCUGAAGAAGAAGUAAAUGAUAUGCUUCAUCAAGGAAAAUGGGAAGUUUUUAAUGAGAGCUUACUCACAGAAAUCAGUAUCACUAAAGCACAACUCUCAGAGAUAGAGCAGAGACACAAAGAACUGGUCAAUCUGGAAAGCCAAAUAAAGGACUUAAGGGAUCUUUUCAUUCAGAUAUCGCUUUUGGUAGAGGAACAGGGAGAAAGUAUCAACAGUAUUGAAAUGAUAGUCAAUGGCACAAAAGAGUAUGUUAACACUACUAAAGAAAAAUUUGGACUAGCUGUAAAAUACAAAAAAAGAAAUCCUUGCAAGACAUUGUGUUGUUGGUGUUGUCCAUGCUGUGGCUCAAAAUAAAGGAGCUACUUUAGAAAUUUUUCCAGUUUAGAAUGAAGGAUGUUCUGUAAUUUACUGUCUCAUAUCACUCUUCUUCAUUUCAUACAGCCACUCAUAAACUUUCAUCGCUAUUAAGUUAUAAUUUUCCCCUUUCAUUCUUACCUACUAGAAUGACAGAAAUUUCUCAAGCUAGUAACAGAAAACAAGUCUUUGAUUAUUAAACUAAAUAUAGUAUAUUAGCUUCAAACUCAUGGGUCAACUAUUAAAAAUGAGAUGAAUCAUCUUAAGUUUCUAGACAGAUAACAAGCUCUAUCACAUAUUUUUUGUAAUCUUUCAAUGCCUAAACAAGAUAAAUGUCAAUAAAUGAAAACUACUUAAACAAUCCUUCAGGUUCAUUUAAGAGCAUUUUGGUAGUAAAGAAUUGUAUAAGACAAGACUUCAAGGAGUGCUAUAUUGAAGCAAAAUCAAACUGGAAGCUGUAUAAAAUCUUUUAUGUUCAGACAGGUCAGUUAACUCAGGGGUCAACAAAUCCUAGGGAAACCCAACUAUUAAUAUGCACUCAAUGAAGAGUCUAAUUGGUAACCAGGAGCUGAUUCUAGCUUAAGGCCUAAAAAGCUAAGUGAAGGAACUGUUUUCCUGGACUUGGAUCCAUUCAGGACUGUAUUACAGAUUAAGAAAACUGGCAAAUAAAGUAAAAAAUAAAGGUAACUGUAUUAU